Acanthocheilonema viteae is the source of this 936-nucleotide messenger RNA. Lineage: Eukaryota; Metazoa; Nematoda; Chromadorea; Rhabditida; Onchocercidae. The record is from the annotation of a GenBank genome assembly.
AUGACGCAAUUUUUGCCGGAUAAUUUACUGGCUUUAUUUGAAGCACGACCACCAUUACCUUAUAAACCACCACCAGAUGAAUUACUUAUUGAUCGGAAACGACCUAAAAUGUCCGGCUUGUCCGAAUACAUCCAUCUUUUCGAAGACCCUAAAGAUACGCCACCAAAACCAAUCUACGAGACGAAAGAAGAAAGGCGAGCUCGACGGCGAAAAGAAAAAGAAGAAUUGCUGGCAUAUAAAAUUGAACAAGGCAUUGCAACAUGGAAUCCAGCUCAAAAUCCAAGUGCAACCAUUGAUCCAUAUAAAACUCUGUUUGUAGCUCGAAUAAAUUACGAGACUUCGGAAUCAAAACUUCGGCGAGAAUUCGAGCAAUUUGGAAAAAUUACGCGCCUAGUUCUGGUUCAUGAUAAGAAUGGAAAACCACGAGGUUACGCUUUUGUCGAAUAUCAACAUAAAGAAUCGAUGUCAGAAGCUUACAAAAAAGCGGAUGGCAUGAAAAUUGAUGGACGACGGGUGGUGGUUGAUUACGAGCGUGGUCGUACGCAAAAAUCUUGGUUACCGCGACGAUUAGGUGGUGGUAAAGGUGAUACACGACGUCUUCGUGAAUCGAAAGCUGUGCUUGAAGCAGCUGCAUUAGAAAUGGCUCAUGAGGAUCGUGAUCAUCGAUCUUCAUCCACUCAUCGCUCAUACUCACAUGAUCGGGAUCGUGAACAUAAUGGUACAGUUUCGUCCAGUUCAAGGCGUCACAGUCGUAGUCGUGAUCGUGAUCGUGACCGUGAUCGUGAUCGCGACAGAGAUCGUGAUCGUGAUUCAAGACGGUACGAUGAUCAUCGUUCGUCGCGUGACGGUCGAGGCGAUGGUGAUCGAGAUCGGGAAUAUCGUGAUCGGGAUCGUGACCGGGAUAGAGGCCGCGAUUAUGAUCGUCGGCGUCAUUAA